Messenger RNA from Aedes albopictus (Asian tiger mosquito), 3801 nucleotides. RefSeq lists its product as uncharacterized. The coding region runs from base 1 to 3801 and encodes 1266 amino acids. The record is from RefSeq and is a predicted model, not a curated record. Gene Ontology annotation, biological process: DNA integration. Lineage: Eukaryota; Metazoa; Arthropoda; Insecta; Diptera; Culicidae. The transcript is spliced from 2 exons. Gene Ontology annotation, molecular function: nucleic acid binding.
AUGGAGAUAUCCGGAACAGGCGGCUACAAGCGGUACAAGUUGUCCGAGGUAUACACAGUCGAUAACCUUGGAUUACCACAACAGACCAUGGAUUACGCAGAGCUUUCUAAACAAUUUGCGCACAUCCGUAAGCUUCCGGUGAAAAGCUUGAGUUCCGCUGUACCUGGUAUCUUGAUCGGGCAGAGUAACUGUCACCUAUUAGCUACGCUGAAACUGUGGGAGGGCAAACUCACCGAACCAAUUGCAGCGAAGACCAGGAUUGGGUGGACGGUGUGCGGAAGUCUACGGAAAACUCGAAUUCACCAACAACUACACAUAUCCGAGUCCACGGACGUUGAUCUCCACGAAUACGUUCAGCAAUUCUUCGACAUUGAGAGUUUGGGGGUAGCUGUUGUGCCUACUGUAAAAACCGAAGAGGAAGAGCGUGCGAAUAAGAUCCUGGAGGAAACUACGCGGCGUUUGGAUGGUGGAAAAUAUGAGACAGGUCUGCUCUGGAAACACGACUACGUGGAGUUUCCAGACAGUCGACCGAUGGCGGAACGACGCUUCAAGUGUUUGGAGAAACGGUUGGCUAGAAAUGCAGUAUUGUACGACAGCUUCCGGCAGCAAAUAUCGGACUUCAAGGAGGAGGGCUACAUACACGAAGCAACGAAAGAAGAAGUUGAAGGGUUCGACCAGCGGCGAACAUGGUUUUUGCCAAUUGGAGUCGUAGUCAACCACAAGAAAGGGAAGGUGCGAGCAAUCUGGGAUGCAGCGGCGAAAGUAGACGGCGUAUCUCUGAAUUCUAUGCUACUCAAGUGUCCGGAUCUACUGACUCCAUUAUUGUCCGUGAUGUUCCCCUACCGGGAGCGAGAAGUUGCAAUAUCAGCGGACAUAAAAGAAAUGUUUCUGCAGAUUAUGAUCCGCGAGCAGGAUCGGAGUGCUCUACUGUUUCCCUACAGGGACUCUCCAGAGCAGCCAAUGAAAACCAUGGUCAGCGACGUGGCAAUAUUUGGGGCGGCCUGCUCCCCUGCACAGUCGCAGUAUGUCAAAAACAAGAAUGCGGCAGAACAAGAAGCCGAAUUUCCGAAAGGAGCAGCCGCGGUGAAAAAGAGACACUAUGUGGACGACUAUGUGGAUAGUUUCGACACGGCAGAGGAAGCGUUGAAUGUUGCGAAGGAAGUCAUCGAGGUACACAAGCGAGCGGGGUUCCACAUCCGCAAUUGGAUGUCCAGUGAUAGCAAGGUUGUCGAGAACUUGGAAGAACCAAACCAGAAUCCGUCAAAAACUAUGCUGGCAGACAAGGAGAAGGAAUUUGAACGAGUCUUGGGAAUGGCGUGGAAUCAAGAAGAUGAUGUUUUCUUAUUUUCGCUGCAGCUUUGCGAGAAUGUGAGUUCCCUACUAGACAACGGCAAGAUUCCGACAAAAAGAGAAAUGCUCCGCUUGGUUAUGAGCAUCUACGACCCACUGGGAUUGAUAGCGUCGUUCGUGAUACACGGAAAAGUAAUCAUCCAGGAAGUAUGGCGGACUGAUGCAAGCUGGGAUAGCCAAAUCUCGGCGGACAUCGCUAUUCGCUGGAAGGAAUGGAUAGCAACGCUAAAGGAAAUGGAUAAACUGCGUAUCCCACGAUGUUACUUUCCAGGUUACGAUCCCGAAAGCUUCAAAAACUUGGAGCUACAUGUUUUUGUGGAUGCAAGUGAACAGGCUUUUGCGGCAGUUGCGUAUUUCCGUAUAACAGACAGAGGACAGAUAAGAGUCGCACUUGUAUCAUCCAAAACGAAGGUCGCACCACUUCGAGGGCUAUCAAUUCCUCGGCUGGAACUAAUGGCGGCUUUACUGGGAGCUCGCUUGCGGAGAACUGUGGAGGACAAUCAUUCGUUGAAGAUCAAAAAAACCUUUUUCUGGAGCGAUUCAUCCACCGUCUGCUCGUGGAUCAAAUCCGAUACACGUCGGUAUCGUCAAUUUGUCGCUUUUCGGGUUAACGAGAUUUUGGCCCUUUCCAGUGUUGAUGAAUGGCGGUGGAUUUCGACGAAAGUCAAUGUGGCAGACGAAGCCACGAAAUGGGGCAAAGGCCCAGCUUGUAGCAUCAACAGCCGGUGGUUCCAUGGACCCGAUUUCCUCUACAGCAGUGAAGCAGAUUGUUCGGCGGUUCCGGAAGAAGGUUUGGAUGAAAGCUACAGGGAGCUGCGAGAAGCGUACGUGUGCAGUCAUCUGGUCAGGAUACCCAUAGUUGAUACAGCAAGGUUUUCUCGAUUCGAAAGAAUGCUGCGUGCUGUGGCAUACGUCCAUUGUUUCGUUGAUAGUCUACGAGCGGUGAAAUACGGCAGACAUGGAAAUACCGUUGGAGUGUCAAGCGAAGAAAUACAGAAAGCAGAGCGGACGUUGUGGCAAAUUGCGCAGUCCGACGCGUUCCCGGACGAAGUUGCUGUAUUGAACAAGGAUGAUUUCCAAAACCUGGAACGAAAUGGAAACAAUCAGAAGCAAAUAGGAGCAUCCAGCAGUCUCCUGAAGCAGUCACCAUUCGCCGACAAGUACGGAGUGUUGCGGGUAGGAAGCAGAGCUGCUGCUUCACAGAUACUAGCCUACGAUACAAAGUUCCCCAUCAUUUUGCUUCGAAACCAUCGGAUUACUGCGUUGCUGUUGGAUUUCUACCAUCGGAAAUACGGCCAUGCCAACGAUGAAACAGUGGUCAAUGAGAUCCGUCAGAAAUUCCACGUUCCACGUUUACGCGUGGAAGUUCGCCUGGCACGGAAGCACUGCAUGUGGUGUCGUGUAUACAAGUCAACUCCUGUUGCUCCUAAAAUGGGACCACUACCAGCUGUACGAUUACAACCGUGUGUUCGCCCGUUUACGUUCGUAGGAGUCGACAUAUUCGGGCCGUAUCUGGUGAAGGUUGGACGAAGUGCAGCGAAACGAUGGGUGUGUCUCUUCACCUGCCUUUCCAUCCGUGCUGUUCAUCUCGAGGUGGUUAGCAGUUUGUCUACCGACUCCUGUAAGAAGGCGUUUAGAAGAUUUAUAGCUCGACGAGGAGCUCCUCAGGAAGUUUAUUCUGACAACGGUACGAACUUUGUUGGAACAAAUCGUGAUUUACAGGACGAAGUCAGCAAGAUCCACAACGAAUUGGGCAGCACUUUUACGAAUGCCAGGACCCAGUGGAAGUUUAAUCCACCUGCCGCUCCCCAUAUGGGGGGCUGUUGGGAGAGAAUGGUUCGUGCAGUAAAGACAGCACUUGGAGGCAUACCCACCGCGCGAAAGCUGGACGAUGAAUCGUUUGCAACUGUGUUGGCCGAAGCAGAGAGUAUGGUCAAUUCCCGGCCACUCACGUUUAUCCCGUUAGAAACGGCAGAUCACGAGUCGCUAACUCCAAAUCAUUUUUUGUUGCUAAGUUCGAACGGGGUACGGGAGCCAGAGAAGUUUUCAACGGAUGCAGGUAUGGCGCUGAGAAGCAGUUGGAAUAUGGUAAAGCAUACAUUAGACAACUUCUGGCGCCGGUGGGUGGUUGAAUAUCUGCCGACAAUAAUAAGACGAACUAAGUGGUUCAGAGAUGUUCAGCCGAUAAAAACAGGAGACCUGGUACUCAUAGUGGACGAAAACGUGAGGAACCGGUGGAUUCGCGGCCGAGUGAUACAAACGAUACCAGGAAAAGAUGGCGUUCCACGCAGAGCGGAAGUGAUGACAUCGGGAGGAGUUCUGAAGAGGCCCGUCACGAAGCUGGCUGUACUGGAUGUGAUGAGAACUGGUGACGCAGGACCGGAAGUCACGGCGACACGCGGGGGAGGAUGUUCACCGCACAGCCCCUCGUAUUGGGCUCUACCAUCGUGA